Molecule: messenger RNA, 351 nt
Organism: Staurois parvus
Lineage: Eukaryota; Metazoa; Chordata; Amphibia; Anura; Ranidae
Source: the annotation of a GenBank genome assembly
UGCCCCAUCAUUGGUGUCAGUGGGAGGAAUAGUGCCCCAUCAUUGGUAUCAGUGGGAGGAAUAGUGCCCCAUCAUUGGUGUCAGUGGGAGGAUAGUGUCCCAUCAUUGGUAUCAGUGGGAGGAAUAGUGCCCCAUCAUUGGUGUCAGUGGGAGGAAUAGUGCCCCAUCAUUGGUGUAAUUGGCAGGAAUAGUGUCCCAUCAUUGGUAUCAGUGGGAGGAAUAGUGCCCCAUCAUUGGUAUCAGUGGGAGGAAUAGUGCCCCAUCAUUGGUAUCAGUGGGAGGAAUAGUGCCCCAUCAUUGGUGUCAGUGGGAGGAAUAGUGCCCCAUCAUUGGUAUCAGUGGGAGGAAUAG